Trypanosoma grayi is the source of this 1359-nucleotide messenger RNA. RefSeq lists its product as hypothetical. The transcript has a single exon. The record is from RefSeq and is a predicted model, not a curated record. Bases 1 to 1359 code for a protein of 452 amino acids. NCBI's taxonomy places the organism in Eukaryota, Euglenozoa, Kinetoplastea, Trypanosomatida, Trypanosomatidae.
AUGGCAGAUGCAUACCGGCUGUUGCAGAGUGAGAGACUCGACACACUGACGAGGUUCUGCGCGAGCCACAAGUUGGAUAUUGCCGAUGUGUGGGUCCCUCUGCAGUUGCUGCGCUCCACGCGAGGGAAGGACGACACUCCAGUGCAAAUUUCACCUGCCACCGCCGUUGUGCUGCUGAACCAUGCCACAGGUCAGCUGUUCACUCGCCGGUCGGACAUCUUGGCUCACCUCCCCCUGUUAUUUGUUGACGCGUCGAACCUCGCCAUCCCGCCCAAUGUGGUGCCCGAGGGCUGCAUCAUAUUUGCUCGCGCCACCACAGGCAUGUCAAAGAAGCGUCUGCCGAAGGGCAUCACGCUGCUUCAUCGCCCAAUCACAAGUACACAGGCUGUUGCGGAAGGUUCUGCCCUCGUGGAGGAGGGAGAUGACCCACAGCAGCUGUUGAGGCACACGCGAACGAGUACGGAAAGCGCUACCGAUAUGUCCACUGUUGCAGGAGGCCCCAAUGGCUCCUUAGGGAAGCGGAGCAAACGGGCAAGAAGCGAUGCAGUGUUUGAAGAACAUCUGCAAAAGGCCCUGGAAGCGUCUGGCAGUGAGCGUGCUGCCCACGGGAGUACCAUCAUAACGGAAACAAUGGCAAACCUCAUUCGAGUGCGUGACGCUGUGCCCCUUCACUUUAUGACGCACGGGAAGACAGAGACAUCGCUGCGUGUGAAGGAGGUCUCGUGGAAUAUACCAGAUGGACGUAUAAUGUACCGUAUUUUUAGACGGAGUGGUUCGUCAGACGCCUCUACCAAAUCAACCUAUACGGACGCUGCGCGCUUCAUUGCCGUUUUUAUUAUUGACAAUGUCCUUCUCAGACGGGAGCCGAUACAUGCUUAUCUGCAGCACGGGAACCCGUCCUGGUCCUUGAUUGAUCUGGAAUUGCUGACUGCGGCGCAGAAGCUGGUGGAGAAGGGCUAUCGUAUCGUCCUCUUGGAUCACUACCCCUCGCUUCACCAUGGAAAUGUCUUUGCUCUCGAGGCAAAACUACACCCAAUAGCAGAGCUUUGUCAGAAGCACUUCAAGUGCGAUGUGACAGUGGUGCUGUCGACGAUGUCUUACAUCAGCGCCUCACACAGGCGUGAUGGCAUGCCCUUCGUUCUCCCGUACUCUGGGGUGUGGCAGUUCUUCAUCGCCCAGCUUAACGGUGGACUUCGCGCCGAUGCGGAAUCGUUGCUUGUGGGUGCUGCAGCAGAUGACGCAAGUGGAAGCAGCGCAAAUCCCUCGUCUCAGGGGAAGAGAGACGCACAGUUUGCGAUGAACUGUGGUCUCCGCUAUGUUGAUGGAGCAGCACUGAAACAGGAACUUAGGCAAUCCUGA